AAGAUGUAUAGGAGCCCCCGUUCGGCACCGCGCAAACUGCAAGCCACCAGACACCAGUCCACUUGUAACAACGCCGUUCCGAGCCCGUGACCCGGUCUGAGAGUAGUAGAGCAGCAGGCAGCGAAAUGGUGGCGUCGAUGGCCUCCCGCCGCGCGGCCGCGCCCGUGCUCUUCUUCUUCCUGCUGCUCCUCGUCGCCUCAGAGAUGGGGCCGGCGCGGGUGGCGGAGGCGCGGCACUGCGUGUCGCAGAGCCACAAGUUCGUGGGCGCCUGCAUGAGGAAGAGCAACUGCCAGCACGUGUGCCAGACGGAGGGCUUCCCCUCCGGCGAGUGCAGGCACCACGGCGGCAUCCUGCGCAAGUGCUUCUGCACCAAGUCCUGCUAGCCGGCGAGGCGAGGCGAGCAGGGUCCGAUCCAGUA
This is a messenger RNA of Panicum virgatum (switchgrass), 418 nucleotides long. RefSeq names its product defensin-like protein CAL1. The transcript is spliced from 2 exons. NCBI's taxonomy places the organism in Eukaryota, Viridiplantae, Streptophyta, Magnoliopsida, Poales, Poaceae. The record is from RefSeq and is a predicted model, not a curated record. Gene Ontology annotation, biological process: defense response. Bases 126 to 383 code for a protein of 85 amino acids.